This is a messenger RNA of Nycticebus coucang (slow loris), 11991 nucleotides long. It is a transcript of the gene MVK, whose product is annotated as mevalonate kinase. The coding region runs from base 25 to 1377 and encodes 450 amino acids. The record is from RefSeq and is a predicted model, not a curated record. Gene Ontology annotation, molecular function: mevalonate kinase activity; ATP binding. The transcript is spliced from 11 exons. Lineage: Eukaryota; Metazoa; Chordata; Mammalia; Primates; Lorisidae. Gene Ontology annotation, biological process: isoprenoid biosynthetic process; cholesterol biosynthetic process. Gene Ontology annotation, cellular component: cytoplasm.
UCCCAGAUCACGCGAUUUCAUUGGAUGGACGAAAGAGGCCACCUCCCCCUGGCAAGGGCGCUCUGGGACUCCGGAGUAGAGAAGCUGCUUCAGCUCAGCCGAAGAGGAGCCGCGGCGGUGACAGGUUCUAACAUCUGGGGACCUUUGCUCUUCUGUCAGCUUUCCCAUUCAAGAGUUUCAGGAGCUAUGUUGUCAGAAGUCUUGUUGGUAUCUGCUCCAGGGAAAGUCAUCCUUCAUGGAGAACAUGCUGUGGUCCAUGGCAAGGUAGCACUGGCUGUGGCCUUGAACUUGAGAACAUUCCUCCGGCUUGAACCCCACAGCAAUGGGAAAGUGGGCCUCAACUUACCAAACAUUGGUGUCAAGCAGGUCUGGGAUGUGGCGAGGCUUCAGCUCCUGGACACAAGCUUUCUGGGACAAGGUGAUGUCACAGCACCCACUCCAGAGCAAGUGGAGAAGCUGAAGGAGGUGGCAGGCUUCCCCAAGGACUGUGCUGUCACCGAGCGCCUGGCUGUGCUGGCCUUCCUUUACUUAUACCUGUCCAUCUGCCGGAAGCAGAGGGCCCUGCCGAGCCUGGACAUCAUGGUGUGGUCAGAGCUGCCCACUGGGGCAGGCUUGGGCUCCAGUGCUGCCUACUCGGUGUGUUUGGCAGCUGCCCUCCUGACAGCCUGUGAGGAGAUCCGAAACCCACUGAAAGAUGGGGAUCACGUCAGCAGGUGGACUGAACAGGAUUUGGAAUUAAUUAACAAGUGGGCCUUGCAGGGGGAGAGAGUGAUUCACGGGAACCCCUCCGGAGUUGACAAUGCCAUCAGCACAUGGGGAGGAGCACUCCGGUACCAACAAGGGAAGAUCUCACCCUUAAAGAGGCCACCGGCUCUCCAGAUCCUGCUGACCAACACCAAGGUCCCUCGCAGCACCAAGGCCCUUGUGGCUGGCGUCAGGACUAGGCUGAUUAAGUUCCCAGAGAUCGUGGCCCCUGUCCUCACCUCCAUAGAUGCCAUCUCCCUGGAGUGCGAGCGUGUGCUGGGAGAGAUGGCGGCAGCACCAGCCCCAGAGCAGUACCUCGUGCUGGAAGAGCUCAUGGACAUGAAUCAGCACCACCUGAAUGCCCUUGGUGUGGGCCACGCCUCUCUGGACCAGCUCUGCCAGGUGACCUUGGCGCAUGGACUGCACAGCAAGCUCACUGGUGCGGGUGGCGGCGGCUGUGGCAUCACACUCCUCAAGCCAGGUCUGGCACAGCCAGAAGUGGAGGCCACAAAGCAAGCACUGACCAGCUGUGGGUUUGACUGCUGGGAAACCAGCAUUGGUGCCCCUGGAGUCUCCAUUCACUCAGCUGCCUCUCUGGACAGCCCUGUCCGGCAAGCCCUGGAUGGCCUCUGAAAUGAGCCUGUGAUGCUGCUACCCCACCAAGAGCCCAUUCUGGAUUAUUCUGGGGGAUGGAUGUAGCCUCCGUGCUGGCCAGUGGGUGCCUAGCUCCUCUAUGAUGCCUUUCCUGCUGGCAGUGGGCCCAGUCACAGUGGUGGAACUUGAGUCUGCCCUGGGCUGAGCUGCCAGAACACUCAGCAUCCUUUUGAGCCAGCCAGACAGUGGGGCCCAAUGGGGUCUUCUGAGACUUUAGACCUGAGACAUGAGGAGGUUCCCCAUCUUCCCUGAAGCUCCCACAGACCUAUCUGCUUUGGGCACCUCCACCUUACCUGUGAACUUCUUGGCCCCCAUGGAUGGAUGUCUGGAUGCUGGGGUCUGGCUGCUGAAGCAGGGUGCCUGUUCUGUCCCUCUGCCUGGACUCUCCACCUGACUCUCCAGGGCCAGGCACCUCUACCUCCUCCAGGAAGCCUUUUCUGACCCCUGCUGCACUUCCCUCCUGUGUUACCUGCCAUCUAGUCUGAAUUGUCAGCACUUUCCAUGCCUGCCCUUCUGCCCAACUAGCUGGGGCUACCCCAGGGACUGCCUGGGUGGUGGCCUUUGCCUUCUGCCCUCCAGCCUGAGGGGUGGCUAAAUGAAGGCAGGGUCAAUGUGCAGUUUCUUCCAGUCUGCACCUGAGGGGUUUGCAGAAAAGAUGGCGCAGGAGGAAUAAAAAGAUCUUGAGGAAUAAAAAGAUUUUACUUUUCCAGAGAAAAGUAAAAAAACCCUUUAUUCCAUGUGCAGAAAGACAAGGGCUGGGUAGACUCCAGCCCAUCAUGCCUGUCCCCGUCAUCCCUUCUUCUCCAGCUACUUUCUUGGUGGAGCUCUUUUACAAUUGAAGGAAUUAAGGGCUUUGGGUCACUGUGUGUGUCUCAGGGAUAGGGUGGUUUUCCCAGAUGGCCUUUCCUAUACAGGGCCCAGCAUCUGCCAGGACAAUGCUCUCAGGCCAUCAGCACAACUACAGGCUGCUUUUCCAGAAGGGAAAUGUAGAGCUUCUUAGCAUCUGGAAUCACAGGAACCCAGUAAUGCACAGACUUUUGUAAACAAAAAGCUGCAAUAGCCUCUGGGACGUUCCUUUCUGAAAUUAACUGGCCAGGUGGAGAAAACAGACUCUUGCUGUUCAUUGCCCCAGUGCUUUUAUGUUGCUGGUCAAGCUGGCUCAUUCUGAAAUGGCGGGAUCCACUGGGAAACCCGUGUAGGUAUCGCUUAGUCAACAGAACCUCUGGGAGCCACAGGUCUGCCAGAGGCAGGGCAGAAAGGUGGGGGUGGGGCAGGGAUUGCAGGUUUUGGUUCAAAUGGCUUAGUGUGCGUCUGCCCUUGGCCACUAGGGGGCAGCUGGUGCCUUUCCCAGCUGACGUCUUCUGGGGAGGGUGAGAGAGCCUGCCUGGAGCCAGCCUGAAGAGUGGAGAUCCACCUCCAUUCCUAUUCCCAGGUUCCUCUCUGGGCCUGCCUGCGGUCACUGCCAGGCACAGGGGAGCAAGAGGAAUGACAGCUGGCCCAGCAUCACUUAUGGCAGUUCCCUGGCCUGGCCUUUAAAACACUGCAUAAAACCAUAAUAUUAAUACAGAGCUUUCAGCAGAGGCCAAGCACUGUUUUCAGUACUGUACAUAUGUCAUCUCUAAAUCUCUUUCCCAACCCCAGAGUGCAAUUUUACAGAUCAAUAAGUUAAGUUCAGAGAGGUUGAGUAACUUUUCUGAGGCCACACAGCUAAUCAGCAUCUGAGCAGGAUUGAAACUCAGUCUGACUCCAGAGCCUGCUUCUGCUGGUUGCAGCUCCGUGCACAGAUUCAUUGCAAUUUUAUAGCCUUCCUUGCUCAGGCUCAUCAUUUCUUCUGGAUCCUGAUGCACUUGGUGAGGGCCAGUCCUUGGCAUGCAUAUUUUCCUACUGUAGUUUGAGUGAGCAUCCAGGGCCCAGAGGCACGGUUCUCAGGGAAGAUGCUGGUUGACAGCCAGUUCCAGGAGUUGGGCCUAGAGUUCUCCCGGAGCUUCCGUAGGUAUCCAUGGCAGCUAUAAAAUGGGUUGGAGUAGAGUCUGAGGCCCCAGAGCCUGCCUGCUCUUUAACACACUCUUUCUCAUUCACUGGGGACAGGAUGUCACUCCUGGAGCAGGGAGUGCUUUGUCCCAGUGAAGUAGCCAGCUGUGUACCUUGGCCAGCACAGCCUCUCCACCCAGCCACCACUGCAGCCACCAUAUGGGCCUCUUGCCAGCCACUCCUGGCCACCUGUCUUUGAUAUACAUUUGCAGACAAUUUGCAUGUACAGCCAUCACUUCUCAUUGCCUAGUGUGGUUUUGACUCCCAGCUGUAUGUUACAAUCCCCUGGGGAGCUUCUGAAAGACACCCAGGAAUGCCUGGCUGCAUCCCCAGAUAUUCUGAUUUUACUGAUCUCAGUGGGAUUCCAUCACUGGUAACUUUUCCCAAGUGAUUAUAAAGUGUGGCCUGGGCUCCACUUUACCAACCCAUUAGACUUGGCAAGCCAGUUCAUUUCUGGGGGCCACAGCUUCCUCAUCUAGAAAAUAGAGUGACAGUGCCCACCUUAUAGAAGUUUCAUAGUGAUUGAAAGAAAAUACACAAACAGCCCUUGGCACUGUACCUGGCAUAUAGUAAAUGCUCAAUAAAUGCUUCUUAUAACUGUCUUGUGCUGAAAGAUAAGGUAUCUUUCAGAGCCCAGAAACAUCAGAAUGGUAUACAGAGCUGGUUAGAAGCUCCCCCCAUUGGUCCAAAGCCCCUAGAUUGAGAUUCCUCAGGUCACUGUUGGAGAAACCCAGCUAAUGCCAACUGGAUUUCCCACCUCCUGGCAGACACAUAGUACCGCAUCCCCUUUGCCAGGUGGAUAGCAUUUGGAGCCACUCCCAGCUUCUACAGCCCAUCAUGAAUUAAUACCCACCCUCACAGCCUGGUUCCCAGGUCUCACAUUGGGAGAUGGGCAGCAAAGACUGACGAAUCACCCCCAACAGUGGCUCCUGUGGUUGCCCAUGUUCUUUCUGCCAAUGAGGAUUCUUUUCUGCCUGAGAAUGUUUCCCGUGGACUGCUGCCAGGUGGUUGCAUUUGUUGGUGGCUGGCUGCAGGUCAGCAGGCACGAUCAGGCCCUCUGAGUGUGCUUAGACCAGUCAGUCCAUUUGCCUCUCAUUUUUUUUUUUUUUUGAGAUAUAAUCUUAGUGUCACCUGAGCUAGAGUGACAUGGCAUCAGCCUAGCUCACAGCAAUCUCAAAUUCCUGGAUUCAAGCGAUCCUUCGCCUCAGCCUCUCAAGCAACUGGGACUACAGGUGUCUACCACCAAGCCUGGCUAAUUUUUUCUAUUUUUAAUACGGACAGGGUCUUGCUAUUGCUAAGUGAUCCUCUGGCUUCAGCCUCCCAGAGUGCUGAAAUUAUAAGAGUGAGCCACUGAGCCUGCCUGAGAGCUCUGUUUUCAUUCUCAUUCCUCAGCAAGAACUCUUUGUAAGGCACCUAGUCUUGUGGCCUGCCCCUCUCAGGUGUCCCCUUCCCCAGCCCUUCCUGACUCGCAGCUAAUUUUGGACAGAUUCCUUGGCUGUCCCUUAGCACCACUGUCUGCCAUGAAGGGGCAGAAAGCUGGGUUUCAGGCCAGGUGAUGUGCCUCUGGAGUCUAGCACAUGUUUUUGGCUUUCAAAUUCUAACUUUUCUAUUAUUACAAAAACAUUUCGUAUACACUGUAGAAAGAAGACACAGAUAAGCAAAAAAAAGAAAAAGUACUUUUUUAUAGACCACACAGAGAUUAUACCUAUUAACAGCUUCCACCUUAGCCAGGCACAGUGGCUCACACCUAUAAUCUUAGCACUUUGGGAGGCUGAGGCAGGUGGAUCACCUGAGCUCACAGUGAGAGACCAGCCUGAGCGAGACUGAGACCCCAUCUCCAAAAAAUAGCUGGUCAUUGUGGUGGGUGCCUGUAGUCCCAGCUACUUGGGAGGCUGAGGCAAGAGGACCGCUUGAGCCCAAGAGUUUGAGGUUGCUGUGAGCAAUGAUGCCAUGGCACUCUACUGAGGGCGACAAAGUGACACUCUGUCUCAAAAAAAAAAAAAAAUCUUUCCCUCUGUGUGCACUUGUGUAUGUAUAUUGUGUUUGUGCUCUUCAGUACAAUGAGAUCAUACCAUUAGUGCUGUUUUGUUACCUGCUUUUUUUUUUAACAUUCACCUUUCUGUGUCAAUAUGUUUUGUUUUGUGCCUCUACCUAAGAUGAAAUCUGUGUCAAUAUAUUUUAAUCUCUAAUGCACAGGCCGUAGUCACAUUUCCCCCCAGCUGUCCCCACAAUGUCCAGAACCCUGUCCAAUACACACAUCUGGCUGAUACAGCCCAGACUUUUCUUUUAAUGUAGCACAGAUGCACAUACAUUCUCACUUUUUUUCACCAGUACAUGACUUGCUUAAGACACCCCAUGGGACACAGAGGUCUUCUGUGCUGGUCGUUCAGAAUCCCUGUGGCAAUGGGAGCUAACGCUUUGCAGAGUACCUACUGUGAGCCUGGCACGGUGCUGUUUUCUGUGUGCCUGUUCCCUGUGCAUCCUCUGUUCUGCUGGUGAAUAAACCGAGUCCCAGGGAAGGGAAGUAACUUGUCCAGGAUGGUGAGGUAAGCAAGCGGCAGAGCAGGAUUUGAAUGCAGGUCUGCAUGACCUCAGAGCCCUGCUUCCAGCUUCUGUUCUAGGCUGUUAUCUCAGAGAGGUGACCAGUGACCUCUCAAAGGCCCCUUUCCCCUUCCUUGUCCGAUUGACAGCUCAAUUCUCACCUCCUGGCUCUUCAUUGCUGGACACUCAUUGGACCACUCUGCCUGUACAGCAAAGGGGCAUACUGACCGUGCACAAUGUGUCCUCAUCUCACAGAACUGAGCCUGGAGCCUUCACCUCUCCAUGUGCAAGCAGCUGGGCACAGGGUUUGAAAGAGCCUCACACUGUGUGUCUUCUCAAAACUGAAACGGAUAAGGGGAAAAGUCACCCAUGUCAACCCAGCAGAUGUUUCGGAUGCUUGUAAUUACAGUCCCAAGUGUCAAAGACAGGAGAACCCUGGGAGAUCAUUCAGUCCAAUGCCUCAUAUGCUGUUGAUGGGGAAACUGAGUCCUAGAGAAGGCAAGAGACCUGCCUAUGGUCACACAGUGAGUGGACUCCUUGUUUUUGCCUUUUGGUUUUCUCCACACAGUGCAGGCAUCGCAAGAGGGACACGUGGUGUCCAGAGACUCAUCUCAGGACCUAGAGCAGGGACUCCCUGCUUUCCUCUCUCUCUGUUACAUUCUUUGCCAGCAGUGUGCUAAACCCUCAGGCGCCAUCACAUUUAAUUCCCACAACAACCUGGGGGUGCAAGUACAACAAAAUAAUAGUACCUUUUCUAAAAUCCUGCUGCCGGGUGUGAAUUGGAAUUGAGACUUGCAGAAUUUAGGGAUAGACCCUUGUGUGUCAUCCUUAGUGGCUUCUGGGACAGCCUCAUCCACUCUUGACUCUACAGCAAAAGGUAUGAAUAAAGAGCCCCACUAAGUGGAGUAAAAACCACAAAUAAUGUGUGUCAGCCCACAGGUUUGCUGCCAAAUGAAUAUGGCUCCAAGCUUCUGGGUUUCAGAGCAUCUUGGAUUGUGGGCCUCAAUUAUUCUCCCAUUUUGUAGAGAAAUAAACAAACGCUCUCUCAGAUAGGUUCAGUGAUUCGCCCAAGGGGGCUUGAACCCUAUCAGUCUGGCUGGACACAAACUCCCUCGAUGCAGGGGCUGCCCGGGGCACAUCUUUGUCACUUGGUGUAAGAGGGCUCUGUGCUGUCCAGUGGGGUCUGAGACACUGUUCUGCCUGGGGCAGAGCCCUGAGUCUGGGGUAUACUGACUCAAGCUAUUAGGUCAAACCAAAGUCUUUUUUACUUUUUGCCACCAUAAACCUGGUAAUGUGACAAAUGAGGCUGCAGAAAAAUGGCCCAGUGAUGAGCCCACACCUCCAGCCGCUGGGUUUUCCUGGGGGUCUGUGUCCUCCUGCAAACUGGGGGCAGGAACGUGGCCAUAGUCUGGGGCACCCUCUCCUCCUAACCUCCCCCACCAAGCCUCAGGAGGGGGAAGGGAGGCCCAAGUACAUCACUUCCCACUACACUUAGCUUAUUGAGGGGACACUUAGUGACACACAGGAGGUAAGAUACAAGAUGGCAAUUGGGCCUCUUUGACAGGCAGCUCUGCCAAACCCGGCUCACUUCCCUGGCUCAGAGAUUAACAGGGUCUGUUAUACAAUGUUUCAAAUCUGAUAAGGAAAACAUCCAUUUUGAGGUAUUUGCAUAAUGUGUUGGCUGAGGCUGAGGUGCCCCUGCCUGCUGAAUUCUGAAGGGUUGGAGGGGCUUUCCUAGGAUGCACCUGGGGCCUCUGGGGUGUCCUUCCUGCCCAGGGACAGGAGCUGCCAGCCCUACCACUGCCAAGCGCUGCAGGCAGAGUCUGGGCCCUUGGUUGCAAGCACUAUUCACUCAACUCAUGAAAUGCACACCUACUAUAUGCCAGGAGCUUGGCUCGGCCCCAGGCAAGGAAGGUGAUCAGCUGGAGCUGCUCUUAUCCUCAUAGGCAUGCUGGCCCCUAGUUCCAGAUGUUCGCACAUCAGUGCCCUCCAGCAUACUCAUGGCAAGUACAUGAGGAAAGUGUUGUGAGCCCUAUUUUCCAUAUGAGGAAACCGAAGACCAAAAAUGAAAUCUGUGCCUCAAGUCAUGUGAUCAUUAGGUGCAUAAUCUACGCCCUGAGAGAGGUCUCUGGACUUCAAGUACAGUGCUCUCCCUGAGAAGACCAGAUGGAGAGGUGAGCAUUUCUGGGAGAAGGGAGGUAAGCAGUACAUGGAGAGGGGAAGGCAAGGAAAAAGCCGAAAGAAAGAGGAUAAGAAGGCUCACUGUGUCACCCUUGACAGGUCUCUUGCCCUCUCUAGGCCUCAGUUUCCCCAUCCAUAGAAAUAAUUGUGUCUGUUAGCUGUGCCAGGGACUUUGCCUUAAUGCCCUUGUUUAAUCCUCCCAGUUGUCUGUGGGCUUUGGGAUCAGACAGAUCUGGUCUUGACCUAUGGCCUGACCACAUGCAGGUGUGGGACUUCAGCAGGCUGCGCCAUUUCUCUGAGACUGAGAUUUCUCGUUGGUGAAGUGGAAAUACUAGGAAACAACGCGCAUCUCAGCCUGUUAUGCAGAGCUCCAAUAAAUGGGAGCUAUUGUUAUUAUCAGAGAGGGAAACUGAGGCUCAAGAGGUGAUGUCACAGCUCAAAGGUGGCCAUGCCAGGAUUGGAACCCAGUGACAUCUGACUCCAAAGCUGACGUCUGCCUUUGACACGAGGCCAGGCUAGGUUUUGCUGAUAUGUCCUACCCCUAGAGGGAGCAGAAUGGUGAGAAGAGCCAGCCCUUCCAGCCCCAAGGGACCCAGGCAACAAGUUGGACUUGACUGAGCUGCUUCAGACGCUAUGUAGUCCCCAAGACCACAGUGCCACCCAAUGAUUAUUAUGGGUCUGGGAGUCAGAGGACACAACCUUGGAGAAAGAGAAUCCCCUUGAACUGAGCACCUGCCUUCUGUUGUCAACAUGGCCACAUCUGCUUCGUGUUCCCUUUGGCUUUCACCCAGCAGGGGAUGUUCUGCAUACACAGCUGGCCUGGUCAUUGGUGGGCACUGGAGCAGCUCUCACUCACCCCAGGUUGCCAUCUGCCUCAGAGAAGCAUGUCCACCAUUUGGGAAGGGAUAACCAUCCAUCAAGACCAUUCCCUGAGAGAACCACCUAACCCUACACUGUGGAUGGGGAAACUGAGGCACAGAAGCGGGUCACAUAGUCUCUCUGUGGUAGAGCUGGGACUCAAACCCAGGCUUCCUAAACGGCAGAGGGGCCUGAGUCGAGACAGAGUAUUUCAGGCCCAGGAAAAAGAGCACAAGGGCUGCUAAGGUGUCCUCAUCCACCCUGGGAGGGGCUGAUUCCUCUGCCAAUGGCCUUAGUGAGUUUUGACCAGAGUGGGCUUUGCAAAGGGCUGAGGGUACACAGAUGCAGAAGCCACUGAUGGAAGGUGGGAUGGGUGUGUGAGGCAAGGCCAAGGUCAGGACUCCCAUCUUUCCACCUGACUCCUGUAGUUGGGAGAGCACUAUACAGGGAGUCAGCCCCACAAAAAACACCCUGGGCUGUGGCCUCCUCCGGUUUUCCACCAUGCUGAGGAACUCUGCCUGCUCAGGGUCUCAAACUCACAAGCCUGCAGGGGCCACUCGGUGAAAUACAUGAGCCCUGCUCCAGCUUCAAGCUAACUGUUACCCCACAGGCUGGUGGACCAGUCCAAACCUUUCCAUCUACAGUAGUUUUGACAGAGAAUUCUGAAAUCGGGAUUUGGGGAUAAAAUUAGAUUUUUUAAUACUGUUAAGCAAUAAAGAAAAAAAUCAAUUAAAAAAACACAACAACAAAUGAUCAAGUCAACCAGCUGCAGACUGAAAACCACCUGGGGUGGAAACCUCCUUCAGAACUGGCACCCCCUGUCCAUCCACCCCCAUCCCUGCUCUGGGGAGUGGGCUAGGGAGUGGGGGGCAUCACCAGUCGCAGGGCUCCCUCCCCGAAUCUGAUUACCCUUGGGUGCUCCAUGAAAAGGCAAGCGGGCGGGUGGCAGGGCAGCGGGGGCACCAGAGGCUGGGUUGAGAGCUCUUCCCCGAGAGGCACAGAUGGUAUUUUUUUUUUUUUUUUUAUUAGUGUCAGCUUCGGCUUCUUUCUGCUCUGAUGAAUAGAUUCUAAAGAGGCAGUGACAUUAUUUGAGAUAACAGAGGGAGCAGGAAAAGGGUCCCGGGUGGAGAGAAAAUGGCAGAGCCAGCAGAUAAAGGGGAGAUCUGAGGGGGUGGAGCACCCUGGCUGGGGUCCCCUCCCUCCAGUUCUUUGAUCUCUCCUACAAGCUCAGCUCUGUGCAGCAGGGGUGGGAAGCUGCCCACUGGGCCCUGGCCCUGGGCAGUGAGGCCCGGACAGCUGCGCCAGCACCCACUCUGCUCCCCGGCAGUCCCGCUCGCUCGCUCGGCAGCCGGCCGGCCAUUCUGCCUUUUCAAUUCGAUUCAAUUAGGCCGCCCUGCUCGGAAGCUUGUCUCCUCUGAUAUCCAGUUUAACUGACAGGGGAUUAGUGCUGUUGGUAUUUUUCUUUCUCUCUCUCUCUCUCUCUCUCUCUCUGUUGUUGAACUGUAGGCAGGGCCAAGGGACCUGGGUUAUUUAUGGAGCCGGCUGGCCACACUGCCCCUCUGGGACUUGCUUCCUUUGGAGGGGGCUGGGGACCCUGAUCUCUGCUGCCCACACCCUGCUUCCUGGUCCAUGGGCUUGAGGGCCUGGGCAGUGGAGUGUAACAGCCCAGACAGGACUGGAUUGUAAUCCCAGCUCUGCUGCUUGCUGGCUAUGUGAUCUUGGGUAAACAGUGUCACCUCUCUGAGCCUCAGUUUCUUUAUGUGGAAAAUGGAGAUAUAUGAUUAACCACCUCCCCAGGUGGUUGUACAGGGCAAGCUUUGUGGGGAGGAUCAAGUGAAGUGUGGGGCAUUCAGCUGCCCCCAUGGGACAUUCAUGUCACUCAAAUGUGAAUGAGUGACAGUUCUGCACCAGGCACCAUGCUGAGUCCCACAGGAGGCCAUGGUAGCCCAGCAUCCCUGGCCUGCCUUCAGGAAGCUUGCAUUCCAAUGCAGCCCAUGAAAAAGAAAUACGAUGUCACUCAUGCUGUGUGUUCAUUCUGGAGUGCUAGGCAAAUGGAAGCAAUGACCACGAUGGAAACUAGGACCAAGCCACAUGUAGGCCCUUUGCCUCUGCUGUUCCUUCUACCUGGAACAUUACACCUCCACCCAUAUCACACCAUUAGCCUGGCUGGCCCCAGGCCUCAACCGACCACUCACCUCCUCAGCGAGCCUUCCCCAUCAACCCUCCUUCCAAAGCAGUUCUCCCUGCUGCCUUCCAGCUCUUCCUUUGCUUUGUUUCCAAACUGUGCCACCAUUUGUUGACUUGUCACACUGUCUAUCUCCCUGAGGACUGCUAGCUCUCUGAGGGCCAGCUGCUCUCUCUCCCACUUCUAGCACAGCCCCUAGCAUGGUGGUAAGAGCUUGGGCCUUUAUGAUUAAAUGAAUAGAUGAAUGAAUGAAGUAAUGAAUGAAUGAGUAGAGGAGUAGAAAGCAGCCUAUAAUGUUCCCCCACUCACCACUGCCCUGGGUCUACCUCCAUACCCUGCCCCAAAGGGCCUGCUGGGUCUUAGAAUGGGUGUGGGUCAGGGGUUGGUCAGAAGGGAGUGGGUGUUCUCUCGUCAUCCUUUCUGCACCACAAGGGAUGGACGGGCCUCCCUAGACUCUCCCUCUUAUGUCCAGGGGGCUGGUGAGUCCUUUGAAGUGAUGAGCUAGAAAGGCCGCCCCCAGCCUAGGAAAUGUCCUCAUUUAGGGGGAGGGAUGAGCUGCCAACACCCACCUGCACCCCCUUCCUCAUUCCAUUUAAUGGAUCUUGGUGGGAGGACUAGACGUGGGGAAACGCAGGUCCAAACAGUUAUACAAUUCAGUGCAAUAAAAUAACAGCCACCACUUAUUGGACACAGCCCUGGCGCCAGGCUUGACAUUUCAUUCUUGUGACCUCAUUUCAUUCUCACAAUAACUUUCAGUAGUAGGUGUCAUCUUUGUUCUCCAGAAGAGAAAACUGAGG